Molecule: messenger RNA, 690 nt
Organism: Geodia barretti
Lineage: Eukaryota; Metazoa; Porifera; Demospongiae; Tetractinellida; Geodiidae
Source: the annotation of a GenBank genome assembly
AUGCCGGUAAUCACCAUAAACGGCCCCAUCGGCGCCGGUUCAAUCGAAGUGGGGCAGAUGGUCGCCCGAGACCUCAGCCUUAAUUACGUCGACCGCAUGGUAUUUGCUGAGGCAGCCCGGAUUAUCGGUUCUCCGGUGUCCAACCUCAUCGCCAAAGAGCAGCGGGUCGAGCGGUUCGGCGAUCGGGUAACCGCCCUGUUGGGACGUGUUCUCGAACGCGCCGCCGUCUCUGGCGAUUACGAUCUGGGCGCCGGCAUCGAAACGCUACCUGAAACCUAUCUUGAAUUGGCCGGCGAAGCCUCGUCGCGGAUUCAGCGCGUCAACGACCAGGUUUUCAUUGAUACCACCACCGAGGUGGUCCGCAAUCUCGCCCAGGCCGGCCACGUCGUCAUCAUCGGCCGCGGCGCCAACGUCAUCCUGGGAGACACCCCCGGAGUGCUCCACGUGGGCAUCAUGGCGCCCAUGGAAAAACGAAUCGAAACCAUCAUGGAGCGCGAGCAUCUUACCGAGUCCGAAUCUCGUUCCUACCUGGAAGACCUGGAAGAAGCAAGGGUCAAAUUCUUCCAGAAAUUCUUCAAGGUUUCCCCGCUCGACGCAACGCUCUACCACAUUAUGCUAGACAUGGGGCACAUGGCUUCAGACACCGCGGCUCGUAUUAUCACCCACGCCGCCGGCGACCUGGAGCAUUAA